Messenger RNA from Callorhinchus milii (elephant shark), 5888 nucleotides. It is a transcript of the gene lrrc8c, whose product is annotated as leucine rich repeat containing 8 VRAC subunit C. The record is from RefSeq and is a predicted model, not a curated record. The transcript is spliced from 3 exons. The coding region runs from base 19 to 2466 and encodes 815 amino acids. Lineage: Eukaryota; Metazoa; Chordata; Chondrichthyes; Chimaeriformes; Callorhinchidae. Gene Ontology annotation, molecular function: protein binding.
AUUUGUCCUAUUCGAUAGAUGUCGGUCCCACGAACUAUGAUUCCAGUUACAGAGUUCAAGCAGUUUACUGACCUCCAGCCUGCAUUUAGAGUCCUGAAACCAUGGUGGGAUGUUUUUACUGACUACAUAGCCAUUGCCAUGUUAAUGAUCGGUGUGUUUGGAUGUACGCUGCAGGUAAUGCAAGAUAAGAUCAUUUGCCUUCCUAAAGGGCCGUCAUCGCAAACCUUGCAUCCGAUUCCAAACCAAACUGUCAUCAACAUUUCUUCCAGUGAACUUGUUACCCCAUCACCACUGCCACGAUCACAACAUUCCGCUGGUUCCUCCAGUGAAAUGAAAGGACUGAAAACUAACCUCGACCUUCAACAAUACAGCUUUAUAAACCAAAUGUGUUACGAACGUGCACUACAUUGGUAUGCAAAGUAUUUUCCUUAUCUUGUCUUGAUACACACUCUGGUCUUUAUGCUGUGCAGUAACUUUUGGUUCAAAUUCCCUGGAUCAAGCUCAAAAAUUGAACAUUUCAUUUCGAUACUGGGAAAGUGCUUUGACUCACCAUGGACAACGCGAGCAUUGUCUGAGGUUUCUGGAGAAAAUCCUGAAGAAAAGCACAAUAAAUCAAGUCAGAAGAAUAACAUCAGUAAAGCAGCAGCAAAUCUAUCCAAUACAGAAGGCAACCUAGUAAAAACACAAUCACUGAGGUCCAUUCCUGAUAAAAUAGUUGUGGACAAGCCCACGGUGAGUGUUCUGGAUAAAAAGGAAGGAGAACAAGCAAAAGCCUUGUUUGAAAAAGUAAAGAAGUUUAGGCUACACGUUGAGGAAGGAGACCUUCUCUACUCUAUGUAUGUACGUCAAACUAUCAUCAAGGUCAUUAAAUUUGUUUUCAUAAUUGUGUACAACAGUAUUCUAGUUUCAGAAGUCAAUUUUACAGUGGAAUGUAAUGUCAACAUUCAGGAAAUGACGGGCUACUGUAAGUUUUCCUGCAAUCAUACCAUGGCUCAUCUGUUCUCAAACCUAUCCAUUUGCUACUUAUGUUUUGUAAGUGUUUAUGGUCUGACCUGUUUAUACACACUGUACUGGUUGUUUUAUCGUUCCCUCAAAGAGUACUCUUUUGAGUACGUGCGGCAAGAGACUGGAAUUAAUGACAUCCCAGAUGUCAAGAAUGACUUUGCCUUCAUGCUCCACCUGAUAGAUCAAUAUGAUCCUCUGUAUUCUAAAAGAUUUGCAGUAUUCCUUUCAGAAGUGAGUGAAAAUAAAUUGAAGCAGUUGAACUUGAACAAUGAAUGGACUCCAGAUAAACUCCGUCAAAGAUUGCAAAGCAACGCCCAAAAUAGGUUGGAGCUGCAGCUUUUCAUGCUGUCUGGGUUGCCAGAUACUGUGUUUGAAUUGUCCGAAUUACAGUCUCUGAAACUUGAGAUAAUAAACAAUGUUACAAUACCAGCAACAAUUGUGCAGCUGGAAAAUCUCCAGGAACUGUCUUUGUAUCAGUGUUCAGUAAAAAUCCACACUGCAGCUUCGGCAUUCUUGAAGGAAAAUUUAAAGGUUUUAAGAGUUAAAUUUGAUGAUAUCCGUGAGCUGCCACUUUGGAUGUACAGCCUUAAAAGUUUAGAAGAAUUGCACCUUCAGGGCUCCUUGAGUCCCGAUGCUUCCAAAAACAUUGCACUGGAAUCUUUACGGGAACUCAAAAAUCUUAAGGUUCUUUUGAUUAAAAGUAACUUAACUAAAAUUCCACCACCAAUCGUUGAAACGUCAAGUCACCUUCUGACACUUUGUAUUCAUAAUGAUGGCACUAGGUUAGUGAUGCUCAAUAGCUUGAAGAAAAUGAUCAAUUUAACAGUACUGGAGCUUGUUCAUUGUGACCUGGAGAGAAUACCUCAUGCCAUAUUCAGUCUGGUAAAUCUUCAGGAACUUGACUUAAAAGAAAACAAUCUUAAGUCGGUUGAAGAAAUCAUCAGUUUUCAACAUUGCCGCAAACUUAAUUGCCUCAAGUUGUGGCACAACAGUAUAACUUACAUCCCAGAGCACAUAAAAAAAUUGUCAAGCCUAGAACGCCUUUACUUCAAUCACAAUAAAAUAGAAGUUCUGCCAUCACAUCUCUUCUUGUGCAACAAAUUAAGAUCCUUGGAUUUAUCUUACAAUGAUAUUCGAUUCAUCCCACCGGAAAUAGGCGUUCUUCAAAGUCUGCAGUACUUUUCCAUUACUGGUAAUAAAGUGGAAAGCUUGCCAGAUGAACUUUACUUCUGUAAAAAGUUGAAGACGUUAAAAAUGGGGAAAAACAACCUCUCUGUACUUUCCCCAAAGAUUGGCAACUUGGCUCUUCUCAUAAUGCUGGAACUUAAAGGGAACCACUUUGAAACCCUGCCACGUGAGCUGGGUGAAUGUAGGGCACUGAAGCGUAGUGCAUUGAUUGUUGAUGAUGCUUUGUUUGAACUAUUGCCUUCUGAUGUCCGAGAACAAAUGAAAAUGGAAUGAAAUCUUUUCAGGUCAACCAAAACUUCACUGCUUUGAGAUUCAGUUACCCCAAACGGGUAGUUAUCAGCUUGAUGUGGUUGAGAAUUUUUUGUUUUGUGUAAAAUUUCAAGAGUUACUGCCAACAAUUUUGCAUCAAUCUUGUAUUUUGUAAAUUUGUAGCCGUUCAGAUAAAAUGACAGAUGAAAAUAUUGACCUUUCAGGUUUUGGUGUACCAACUUUCUCGUUGUCACAGAUAUAAAACUGCUGACAGUAUACUAAAUUAUUUGACGAGUGCACCUUCUAGGAGUGGCCUUUAGCACAUGCUUAUCCGUGCCAUUGUUUUUAUAUCCAUACCUGUGUAAAAUCACCAGGACAGGUCAUUAAUUUAUGUGUACUAAAAAUCUUAUUGUAGCUAAAAUUGAAGAAAGCUAGUGACAUUUUCACUCAGACUUUUUAAAUGUAAAAAAAUAUCAUGUCCAUAUUAAAAUUAGUAUAGACACAGCGUAGGCUGGUUAUUUCUAAAUUAGAUUUUUUUAAAAAACUGAAAAGAUGUGCCUUUUGCAGCUACACAAAUUGCCACUAAGCCAAGGGCACUAGUUACUAAUUUAAAUGCUGGUUGCAUAUUAUUUAUUCAACGCAAAUUGCUGGCAGGGAAAAUAGCUUUUGCACUAAAGCAUAGACACAAAAGAUUGUGUAAUCCAGAAUAUGACAGUGCUAGCUAAAGGGACAAUCGGAAUUAUUAUCCUUCUGUGUGAUUGUUUUGUUUAUAAUUUACUUGAAUAUAGAAGCUUAAAUGAAGUUAAGGCUAAAACUAUAAACAGAAAUGGUAAUAUGCUGGCCUAUAUAGUCAGUGUGGACUAUAUACAUUUGUUAGCAUAGUAGAUGUGUGUCACUGAGUUAUGACAUUUGUUAAUCCUGUGUUUUUGUAUUGUAGAACUGAAUUACUUCCUACUGAACAGUUACUAGCUGCUGAGCAGUUCUUUUCAGACUCUCACCAUUUACGCAAUAGGUUUGCAGAGCAUGAUAGAAGUAGCAUGAGGUAGAUGGAAGAAGAUUGUAGAAAAGAAAUUGGUUGAAGAUAUAUGGCAUCACAUCACUGCUAUUUUAGUGAAAGCUAAAUAACCACUUUUUUUUUCUCUCCAGCAGAAUACUAAAUGGAUUCACUAUAUAUGCCUUAUAUAGUUUAUUAUUAUCUAACAUUUUUCAGGGGCAUCAGGGGGAAAACUUAAAGAGACAAGAACUUAGAUUUCAUAAAUAAUUGUGCCAAACAAGAAAGUUUGCUUGUGGAUGCAAUUAGUAUAGAAUGGAAAAUUAGACUGAUAUCCAGAUAUUUGUGGAUCAGGGGGAAAAAAUCCAGCAUUCUCUUCUUGAAAGUUUAAUCUGUAAUGCUUCAUCUCCUUUAUAAAACCAAACACAUUAACACUGUUGCAUCUUAUGUACAGAUUGUUUCAUUGAUAUAAAAAAAUUCCCUCCACCAGACUGAAGGAGAGCUUUGUUAUGCCUCAAAGCUCAGUGACAUCGAAAGAGGUUUAAGUCUGCUUUUUUGCACUUUAUUAUUCAGAAAGGUCUUUUAUUGCCUUUGUUUUGAAUGAAAUGAGAGUGCACAAUACUUUUAAACAUUGUUUUUUAUAACCGGGAUCAUGUCAGUUUAAAACUAUCAACCCUACGUAGCAUUUGGUUCGAAAUCUUAUCAAAUCAAAUUUGAAACGUUCAAUAAUUCAACUAAGAAACAUUGGAAAUUUGAAUGAUUGGGAUGGGGAGGGGGUGGGGAAAUGCUGUUUUCAAGGCCCAUAUAAAUGAAAAAUAGUAACAUUUUUGAAAAGAAAUGUACUCGUAGUUGUAUCAGGAUAACCAUUUGAUACUGACUACAAAUGCAUUCACUGACAAAAUCAAUAAUGUGUUCAAAAACAUAGCAGAGGAAAAUGGCUGAAUAUUAGGCUAUGUAUAUGAAUCAAUUUAGGUUGCAACAAAAUUAAUUCCUUAAUGUAUUUUCUGGAAAAAAAACAUAUUUUAUCAUAUUUCUCACAAUGGGUUACAUGAAUCUUCACUAAUAAGUCAACCUAGGUUCACUUUGGGCAAGAAGCACUGAUAUCUACUUCCUGAAACCUCAAUUCUCUAUUUUUAGUAGGAAUGUUGGCAGAAGAUCAAUUAUAGUGUUCUCCGAAUUCCUGCUAUGAUCUGAAAUAGAUGUAAUGGUGAUUUAAUUAGAAGAGGGCCUUCUUGUGUUUAAAAUAUCAGUCAAUUCUGCAGUUACUUAUUAUACAAAACUAAACAGUAAUUAUUUGUAAUCUCUAGUGUAAUUAAUUGGGUCGGAUGUGUUUGUGCACUUAUUUUGCCUCAAUCAAAAUUUUCCUUUGAGGAAAAAUACUAUUUCUGUAGUCCAAAGUAUCUAACUAUGUACCUGUUAAGUGAAAUAUAUGUACUAUCUACUACUGAUUUCAAAGUGAAAUUGCCUUUUUAUUUUUCUAGAGAAUUUUUCUCACUGUAAAUAUUAGUUACUAAAUUCUUGAUGUUUGUGAUUACAAAGCUGAAUGAACUAUCCUUUGUAUCAGUAAAUUAUAUCAAAAUGAGUACUGUUCCAAAUAAGGCCAAGAUUUAGUAGCCCAUUUAUUAAUUGUUUUAAAUAACUGUUACUGUAAGUUUCAUCCAUAUUCAAAUAAUAGUGUUAUAUGAUGCCUAAUAAAUAUGUAAUAAGAUUAUAUUUACUUGCACAGUAUAGUUUAUCGCCAAUGUAUUAUGACCUCUUUUCAGACCAUGUUUUUUGCAAUUGGGACAUUUGUGUAAAGUGUUUAACCAUUAUAAAAUUGAUCACAUCUGUGAGAACAUUGUGACAGAUUGAACCCUUUUCAGUCUAUUUAAUAGGAAACAGCUAUUUCUCAAAAUGAUGCCAUAACAGAUAUUUUCUAUUUUGAAUAAUAAGCAUUAGAAUUACUGCAGCUGAAGAACUGUAGCUAAAGGAAAACGCACAUUAAUUUCCUUAGCUUACCUUUCUGUCUGUAGAUGACAAACAAGAAUGGGGUUUUAAAAAACAUAUAUUACAGUUAUAGUUAGGUAGGAAACUUUCAUUUGCAUUUAGUUAGAAAAUGUAAACACAGUAAUAUCCCUCAAUCUAUUUUAGUGCUUUACAUGCCUCUUAAUGGGAUGUAAACCUUAAUAUGAAGCCUGGUGAGAAGGAUUGCACUACAUUUGUGAACCUAGACAGAUUCAUCAGGAAAGAGAUGGUGCCAGAAUGUCUUUUCUCUGGUAACUAUUCGAUGAAAUCUUAAUCCUGUUUUAAUUUGUUAAAAAAANGUUUCACAUAGAAAAUAAAUGAACUGAAGUAAAAGAAAUACAAUUUGUUUAAAUAUUACUAUCUACAGACCAUCUUUAUUUAUGUCGUUAUUGAUACCAGUAAUGCCAUUAUUGAUUAUUAAAUGCAUGAAAAAUAAAAAUUCCUAAAAUAA